Fraxinus pennsylvanica is the source of this 1089-nucleotide messenger RNA. NCBI's taxonomy places the organism in Eukaryota, Viridiplantae, Streptophyta, Magnoliopsida, Lamiales, Oleaceae. The record is from the annotation of a GenBank genome assembly.
AUGUCGAGAUCGUGGAUUUGCAUUGCAUUUGGUACCUUAGCGUUGUUCUUGUUCGCGUCGGCCUUUGCGGAUGAGGUCGUAGUACUCACUGAGGACAACUUCGAGAAAGAGGUGGGUCAAGAUCGCGGCGCUUUGGUCGAGUUUUACGCACCAUGGUGUGGGCACUGUAAAAAGCUUGCUCCAGAGUAUGAAAAGCUUGGUGCGAGUUUCAAGAAGGCUAAAUCUGUUUUGAUUGGCAAGGUUGAUUGUGAUGAGCACAAGAGUCUGUGCAGUAAAUAUGGAGUUUCUGGAUAUCCCACCAUCCAGUGGUUUCCUAAGGGGUCUUUGGAGCCCAAAAAGUGUGAGAGUGCAAGAACUGCUGAAGCCCUUACUGAAUUUGUAAACAGUGAAGCAGGGACAAAUGUCAAGAUAGCUGUAAUUCCUUCGAGUGUUGUGGUUCUCUCUCCAGACAACUUUGAUGAGAUUGUUCUUGAUGAAACAAAGGACGUCCUUGUUGAAUUCUAUGCACCCUGGUGUGGUCAUUGCAAAAGCCUUGCUCCUAUUUAUGAAAAGCUAGCUACAGCAUUCAAGCUGGAAGAUGAUGUGGUCAUUGCUAAUAUGGAUGCUGACAAGUACAAGGACAUUGCAGAGAAGUAUGGCGUAAGUGGUUUUCCUACAUUGAAAUUCUUCCCAAAGAACAAUAAGGCUGGUGAAGAUUACGAUGGUGGACGAGACUUGGAUGAAUUUGUAAGUUUCAUCAAUGGGAAGUGUGGAACUAGCCGUGACGGAAAAGGACAAUUCACUGAUAAGGCCGGUAUAGUUGAGGCCCUUGAUAGCUUGGUGAAAGAGUUUGUAAGUGCAUCAAGUGAGGAUAAAAAAGCUGUAUUCAGUCGAUUGGAGGCGGAAGCCGAGAAACUAAAGGGAUCCAAUGCAAGAUAUGGGAAAAUCUAUGUGAAAGCUGCCAAGAGCUGCAUGGAAAGAGGUUCUGAAUAUGCUAAGAAUGAGAUUCAGCGGUUGGAACGCAUGCUUGCCAAGUCAAUUGCCCCGGCGAAGGCUGAUGAUUUCACUUUGAAGAAGAAUAUUCUUUCAACCUUUGCUUCUGACCAGUGA